Messenger RNA from Tripterygium wilfordii, 2936 nucleotides. Its product is annotated as DNA replication licensing factor MCM4. Gene Ontology annotation, molecular function: single-stranded DNA helicase activity; ATP binding; single-stranded DNA binding. Gene Ontology annotation, biological process: double-strand break repair via break-induced replication; DNA strand elongation involved in DNA replication; DNA replication. NCBI's taxonomy places the organism in Eukaryota, Viridiplantae, Streptophyta, Magnoliopsida, Celastrales, Celastraceae. The transcript is spliced from 18 exons. The coding region runs from base 100 to 2634 and encodes 844 amino acids. The record is from RefSeq and is a predicted model, not a curated record. Gene Ontology annotation, cellular component: nucleus; MCM complex.
CGCAGUCCAUGUUUCUUUCCCGCCCUUUACCACGGCAUUAGCUGUCACUUCCUCACUUCGAAACAAGGAAAAAACCUCUCUAACCCACACUGUGUCGCCAUGGCCUCCGAUUCGUCUCCUACAAACUUCAACAAUGGUCCUUCCUCCCCGGAUGACUCCUACUCGAGCCCUAUUAACAACACUUUCUCCUCCCCGGCGUCGCGCCGCCGUCCCCGUCGAGGUCGAUCCUCCACACCUUCAGUAUUUGCCACCCCUACAUCUCACCGCAACCGGUUCUCCGGGACAGAAUCCACCCCAACCCCGGGCUCAUCCCGCCGCAGAUCUGCUGCUUCUCGCAGACCUCUUCCGCCAACUCCUUCCUCUACUGACGACGGUCCGCCACUCUCCUCCGAUGCCGGCGAUGAUGUCGGCAUGGACGAGACUACCCCAACCUUCGUCUGGGGGACAAACAUCAGCGUCCAAGACGUGAAGGAACAGAUACAUACGUUCUUGAGGCAUUUCAUGGAAAAUCGUAGGAGUCAGAGUCAAAUUCAAGAAUUCAGUGAAGUUUAUAGAGAGGGCAAGUAUAUGAGGGCAAUUCAGUUUGUGCUUGAGCUGGAGCAGGAGUGGCUUGAUGUUGAUGCCAACGAUGUGUUCGAUUACAAUACAGAUUUGUAUAACAAGAUGGUUCGGUACCCGCUUGAGGUCCUGGCUAUCUUCGAUAUUGUUUUGAUGGAUAUUGUGAGUGGGAUCAAUCCUUUGUUUGAGAAGCAUGUUCAAGUGAGGAUUUAUAAUCUCAAGAGCUCUACUUCAAUGAGAAAUCUCAACCCAUCAGACAUUGAGAAGAUGGUUUCACUGAAGGGAAUGAUCAUUCGGUGUAGUUCUAUAAUACCAGAGAUCAGGGAAGCAAUAUUUAGGUGUCUUGUCUGUGGGUACUAUUCUGAUCCCAUUGUUGUGGAUAGAGGGCGGAUUAGUGAACCUGCAACGUGCCUCAAGCAAGAAUGCCUUGCCAAGAACUCUAUGACUCUGGUUCACAACCGAUGUAGGUUUGCUGAUAAGCAGAUUGUAAGGCUCCAGGAAACACCUGAUGAAAUACCUGAAGGAGGGACGCCACACACAGUGAGUUUGUUGUUGCAUGACAAGCUGGUGGAUACUGGAAAGCCAGGUGACAGGGUUGUGAUCACUGGGAUCUACAGGGCUAUGAGUGUUAGAGUUGGACCAACACAGAGAACUGUAAAGUCAUUAUUCAAGACUUACAUUGAUUGCCUUCAUAUAAUGAAAACUGACAAGUCAAGAAUGCUGGUGGAUAAUUCCAUGGAAUUGGAUAAUGGCUCACGUAGAGUGGAGGAGGAUAUUUUGUUUGAUGAAGAUAAGGUGGCACAAUUGAAAGAGCUGUCAAAGCAACCUGAUAUAUAUGACAGACUAACCAGGUCAUUGGCACCAAACAUAUGGGAGCUGGAUGAUGUAAAAAGAGGUCUUCUUUGUCAGCUUUUUGGCGGGCAUGCUUUGAAGUUGGCAUCUGGUGCUAGUUUCCGUGGAGAUAUCAAUAUCCUUCUUGUUGGUGAUCCUGGAACUAGCAAGUCCCAGUUGCUACAAUAUAUACACAAGCUAUCUCACCGAGGUAUUUACACCAGCGGUAAAGGAAGCUCUGCUGUUGGCUUGACAGCUUAUGUGACGAAAGAUCCUGAAACAGGGGAAACUGUUCUGGAGAGUGGAGCGCUCGUAUUGAGUGACAGAGGCAUCUGCUGUAUUGAUGAAUUUGAUAAAAUGUCCGAAAAUGCAAGAAGCAUGUUACACGAGGUAAUGGAGCAACAAACUGUUUCAAUAGCAAAAGCUGGAAUCAUUGCUUCCCUUAAUGCUAGAACUUCAGUCUUGGCUUGCGCAAAUCCUAGUGGUUCACGUUACAAUCCUCGCUUAUCUGUGAUAGACAACAUACACCUUCCUCCAACCUUGUUGUCUAGGUUCGAUUUGAUUUACUUAAUUCUUGACAAGGCUGAUGAACAGACAGACAGGCGUCUUGCCAAGCAUAUUGUUUCACUGCACUUUGAGAAUCCUGAGGUUGCAGAACAGGAUGUUUUGGAUGUUGCUACACUCACUGCAUAUGUGAGCUAUGCCCGUAAGCAUGUUCAUCCAAAGUUAUCUGAUGAAGCUGCUGAAGAAUUAACUAGAGGAUAUGUUGAGAUGAGGAGGAGAGGAAAUUUCCCUGGCAGUGGUAAAAAGGUAAUAACAGCAACACCGAGGCAGAUUGAGAGUUUGAUACGCCUUAGUGAAGCGCUUGCUCGAAUUCGUUUUUCAGAAUGGGUUGAAAAAAGUGAUGUCUUGGAGGCGUUUCGGCUUCUGGAAGUUGCAAUGCAACAGUCAGCUACAGAUCACUCCACUGGUACUAUUGAUAUGGAUCUCAUUACCACCGGAGUUUCCGCAAGUGAAAGGAUGAGGCGGCAGAAUCUGUUAUCGGCAACGCGAAACGUGAUUCUGGAGAGGAUGCAACUUGGGGGACCCUCUAUGCGCUUGCUGGAGUUGUUGGAGGAGCUCAAGAAGCAAAGUUCCGGCGCGGAUGUUCAUCUUCAUGAUCUAAGAAAUGCAAUUACAACUCUUGCAAGCGAGGGACUUGUAGCUGUUCAAGGUGACAGUAUAAAAAGAAUGGAUUUGGUUUGACAGAGAGCAGCAGCUUAAUUAUUCAGCCUAACAUGUCAGUGGAAACUGCUGCACAAGUGAACAUCAGUCUUAACACUUUACCAGUUAGCUACCCCCCAAGCAUCUGGGCCAAAUGGCUAAUGAUGGUGUAUUAUCAUUUGAAGCAUUGAUUGCAUGAAUUUGUAAAUGUGCUUUGCAGAACCAUGAGUCUAUGUCAUCUUGUGAUGAUUUAGGGUUAGAAAAAGUUAUUCAUUGCUAGUUUGAGCUUAAACAAUCUAAUUAUAUAAAAACCAUAUCCGACAAGAGAUUGGGCCAUUGGUUCA